AUGGUGCACAAAAAAGGCGCCAAGAUCGCCGCCGCGCUUUUUUCACCCGGGGAGGUCCCCCCAUGCCCGGGAAUGGGCGCCGAAUUCGCGCGAAAGGAGGAGGAGGUGGUGGUGGAGAACAUCAUCAACGAGCGAGGGCGCUACGCGGAUCAAUUUCUUGAGCGGUUGUAUUCGGUCUUGACCAGGCGGCCGCUGCCGAUGCGCGGGAUGGCGCGGGUGGAGAGCCCGCCCGCGCUGAUUGCCAUCCGGGGGGAUGAAAUCCACCCCCGACAAGACCGGGCGCGAAGUCGAAAAACCGGGGAAGGAGGGCGUCUUGCCAGGAAAUCCUCCUUCACCGCCAGCGCAAAGCCAAUUCCAUCCCGCUCAACUUCCUCCAUGCAUGACGCGAUUAACAUGGUGGAGUCUGUCGUACGACGAAUUGGGUUUAAGGAAGGUUGGACCUUAUUAGGGGCGAACGAUUUGGGUGAUCUUUACCAUUCUCCUAGUACGCAUAGCAAUCUUUACGCCGAAAUAGAAAAUGCGCCGUAUUUACGGCAUUUCUUAGUCACCCAACAAAACGCCGAGGCGGUCUGGGGGAUGCUUCUAUCCAAUGUCUCGAUCUUAGCGACCUUGGUACGGCGUGAUGUCGGCGCGCUCACGCAGCUUUUUUCUCUUUUUAUCCUCCAAUCCCCGCUCGCGGGGGGCGAACGGGUGGAGAAGCCAGAAAUCACGCCCGCCAUCACUCCAGAUCGCGCAUUUGUCUUUUUCGCCGCGAUUUUGACGUGUUUGGCGGAUGUCGAUCCCCAUUUCGCGACUUUGUCUUUGACGGAGGGUCUUUUGCACGCCCCGGGGAUGGGGGCGUACUUGGCGACGAUGGACCGGACCAUCGCGCAGGGCCUCACGCGGCUUUUAACCGCCGUCGCCCCCCCCCAUCGCGCGAAAUCGCGGCAAUUAUUGCCCGAUAUCCUUUCCACACUUUAUGAAGUUUUAAACUCCGCCAUUUUCGACGCCGCGGGCGAUUCCCCUUUCGUCGCCUCCGCGGAGGUCGAGGGUCGCCAGCGGAUGGUGUGUUUGAUGUGCGCCUUGUUGGAUCACUGCGGGGCGGCAUUUUCACGCGGGGACGGGGCGUCCUCGUGGGGCCUUUCCAACGAUGAUAAAACGGGUUAUCCCUCCCAGGGGAGUACGCAAGGUGGGGAACUCCAUCAUGCGGGGCGUUUUUUGACGGAAAUGUCUCCACUCGUGGCGUAUGGGGUCGAAUUGGGCGGGAUCGCGCGGCAUCACGCUGUCUGCGCGUUGACAGCGGAGUCCCCGAUGCUGCGUUUAUCCGGGGCGGCGUUGUGUGUGCGGAUGAUUCCUCUCCAGCGCGAAAGCGAUUUUAUCGCGCAUAUCUCAAGCAUCGUUCGCCUUUUUUCGCUCAACUCCCUUUCCGGGCCGGCAGGGUGGGAGCCUUCGAGCGAGGGGAAGGAGGUCACGUUGGCCUUUGGGAAUCUCGCCGAGGCCGCGGUGGGGUGGGUGUAUCUCGCGCAGUGGGUGAACGCUGUAUCACGAAAGGCCGCGGAUUACUUCGGCCGAGGGGAAAAACCCGACGCCGCGCGAAAUCGCGAUGUCGUGGAGGGGCUUCUACGGCCUCUUCGCUCAGCUUUGACGGCGUUCUUACGCUCGGAGAGGGCGAUGGGGGGGCCCACGAUGUAUAAAGCGGCGGUCGCGCUGGAAUUUUCCCGCGCUCUUGCCCACACCCACCACGCGAUCGAUAUUCACCCCAACCCUGAAAAAAGCCUUUCCCACGAGGCCGCCGUCUCGACGGAUGUAAACUUCCCGAACGAGGAAGCGGGGGAUUUGGCAACGGUGGACGCGAUCAUGGCGUUUCUCACCUCGCACGAAUCCUCGAAAGCUUGUCAAAGUUUAAUGCGCCCCUCGAACGACGGAGGAGACGCCGACGAUGCGCAUACGCGGAUUUGUCUACCGCAGCCUCCGUUUGGCUAUGAGGUGGCUUUGUGCGGGAUAUUCGAACAGCUCCCGCCACUUCUCCUUUGCGAGGCGAUUCUACGCCGCUACGAGGCUGAUCUCCCCGAUGAUACGAACAGAUCGAUGGAAAGUGGAAAAACCACCUUAAAACUCACCCGCGCGAGUGUGGAUUCGCGUUUUGUGAGCGAUGAAAGUUCCCUGCGGCGUGUGGCGUGGCUUCACCGCGCGUUAAUUACCGGGCGGGGUGAAACCCAUCCACUUUUACCCCCUUCUUUUUUCCUUCAUCCUCCCGAUUCAGCAGAAAAUGGGGGAAAAAAGGAAGAAAAGGCCGCCCCCGAGGCGCAUCUUCCGGAUAAUUCUAAUAAUCUUUAUAAAACGCUGGCGAUGCGUUGGCGAGGGGUUUUAGAACGCAGCGCGAAGGAUCUCUUGCAGGUGAUCGCGGAGGAGCGGAUUUUGCAAAAACAGCGUGCGAAUCGCAUUUUACGCGGGAUGCUCCGCGAGGCCGCCGCUGAGCAAGCCUCGGAAAAUGUGAUGAUUAUCUUUGAUCACUCUGGGAAGGCCCAUCGCGUAAUUCGACGGUGGUUUUUCGACCUCGCACCUUUGCUCACCCCGGCGUAUGAUAUCAAACGAUUUACACGGCAGGGAAAGCCCGACCAAAUGACCACGACAUCAGCCUCAGCGACGGCUGAGAUCGUGCAAGCUGCGUUGGUGUGGUUUCAGGAUAACUUUAACGUCUAA
Phytomonas sp. Hart1 is the source of this 2682-nucleotide messenger RNA. The record is from the annotation of a GenBank genome assembly. NCBI's taxonomy places the organism in Eukaryota, Euglenozoa, Kinetoplastea, Trypanosomatida, Trypanosomatidae.